AUGCUCACCGAACAAUUCGUCGCCGCCAUAUCGGCAUCGACCAAGCCAAACACGGGCGUCACCAAAGAUGCGGGUAUAUUCGUCCACGAGUUCCAGCCGCUCGUCGCCCAAAGACAGGCCCUCAAGAAGAGCGCGGCUGCGCCUAAUGGCAUAGCUGUGAGCGCCUCACAUAUCUUCGCUGCACAGUCGGAGAAGGCGAUUGUCCAUGUCUACAGCAGAGAGAAGGGCAACCAGGAGGCCCUCGUGCCCUUCCCAGAGAGGAUACACAGCAUCGCACUCGCGGCGCAGGACAGCGUGCUCUUGCUGGGGACUGAGAGUGGGCGCAUACUAGCUUGGGAGGUCUGCUCAGGCCGUCUUGUCUCCACGUCCACGUCCCAUCUCCAGCCAGUCACGAGUAUUGUUGUCGACCCGUCGUCCAACUUCUUCCUGUCAGGCUCCUCGGAUGCCAUGAUUCACGUAUGGGCGCUUCCCACGAUACUGUCAUUCUCUCCCGACGCCUCGCGUUCGCCGAUGCAGACCCUCUCUACCCACCGCGGCCCCAUAUCGUCCAUCGUUUGCGGGCACAGCUCGAGCACUGCCAACAUCGCCGUGUCAAUAUCAGGGGACAAGUCUGCUAUAGUAUGGGACUACCACAAUGGCCAAGCUCUGCGCACAUAUCUGCUGCCUGAGAUACCGACUGCAGUCACUCUCGACCCUGCAGACCGGGCAUUCUAUGUGGCUUACACUGACGGCAGCUUACAAACCAUCGACUUCUACGAUGACGUCCAGAAGACUACCUCAAUAGACGUCCUUCGAGAUAGUACCUCGUCUCACCGGCCAAUUCAGCCGCCGCCAAAGAGCCGGUUCAAUGCAGAGUCGCAGAAGCUCGGCGGAGCCCUCUGUCUGAGCCUUAGCUGGGACGGCACAACAAUCAUCUCGGGCCACGCCAGCGGCAAGAUAGCACUCUGGGAUACUGCAAAGUCCAACUAUCUUUCUACCCCUGCCAAUCUUCCCGGUCCUGUCUCAAACCUUCGAUUCCUCCCGCCGACUGGCUUUCCCAACGCACCGGAACCGACUUUCAAGAUCCAGGCUAUUGUCAAGCCGAAACAAGAUGCAGGGCUGACGAGCAGCGUAAAUGGCCUGAUUCCGCCAAACUAUACCUUGAACCUGCAGCUGACGGGUCGGCUGCGCAGCCCCCACGUUUCUGCAACUGAGAAGAGAUCUGCGGGAAGAAGCGCCUUCGAGGAAGCUCUUACGCACUCCAGUUUCCCUGCCAGUAUGCUGGAGGAGAGCUUAGCCGAGCUAGAAUCGUGGGCUGCUCAGCCCAAGGGCGCUUCAGCCUCGACAGCCGACUUCAUGGCGCUGGACGAAGGUAGUGCGACUACAUCUGAUUCCUCAGCCAAAGCUCAGCAGGCCGAACUCAGGGAGUUGAAGAAGCAGCUUGCAAGUCUGCAACGCAUCCAAAAAGUUGCAUUCUCUCAACUUUCAGAAUUGCGCGAAGAGAACGACUACUUCAAGGGCCAAGAAAAGAAGAGGGCCGAACGCACCAAAACACGAGCGAAGAGGAGAAUGAGUACUAACGGCGCGACUCGCAAGCAGACCAACGGGGAUGUGGAGAUGAACGACGGCACAGACGCCACUUCCGGGUCUGAAUCGGAUGAUACCGAUGCAGCUGACGAGUCCUGA
Molecule: messenger RNA, 1665 nt
Organism: Alternaria incomplexa
Lineage: Eukaryota; Fungi; Ascomycota; Dothideomycetes; Pleosporales; Pleosporaceae
Exons: 2
Coding region: 1-1665 (554 amino acids)
Biological process (GO): DNA-templated DNA replication; rRNA processing
Cellular component (GO): nuclear pre-replicative complex
Molecular function (GO): protein binding
Source: RefSeq, a predicted model, not a curated record